UGUCCGCUGUGUAAACAGCCCCUGAGAUUGAUAGGGGUGCGUGGCCUCUCACCUCACCAGGCCUCCUGCCUGCCUGCCUGUGUGCUGCUGAUCUCUUCGACAGGCCCACCACCCGCACCGUCUGCCCUCCAUCGCCGCCCUCCACGGCCCCUGCACUGCCCCGCCUGCGUGCCCUCCUGCCCUGCCUGCCCUCCCGCGCUGCCUCCCUCCUCCUCCUCCACCUCCUCCUCGUCCUCCUCCACCUCCUCCUCGUCCUCGCCAGACCUUCAGCAUGAGUUACUACAUGGAUCCUGUUGCAGCCUACCCUCCUCUGGCCCUUCACCCCGUUGACCGUCUGGGUGCCAUGAGACAGAGUGGUGGUGGCAUGGCCAUGGCGAUGCCCAUGGGUCAGCCUGUCCACCUGCCCGCUGCGUGCCACCCUCCGCAGCAGAUGUACCCCACCAGGCCCCUGUAUGCCCAGGACGGCACCCUCCAGGAGGUCCCCAACGGCCCGGAGAGCUGCGCAACAGGUACAGUAGACCUGGACUGUGGAGACAUGCCCCUGCUGACUCCUGGGAGUAAAGAGAUGAUGUCACAGGCCCUCAAGGCCACCUUCAGUGGCUUCACCAAGGAGCAGCAGCGACUGGGAAUCCCCAAAGAUCCCAGACAGUGGACGGAAGCCCACGUCAGAGAGUGGCUGACAUGGACAGUGAAUGAGUUCACCCUGAAGAACGUGGACUUUGACAAGUUCUGCAUGAACGGCGCCAACCUGUGUGCCCUAGGCAAGGACCGCUUCCUUGACCUCGCUCCUGACUUCGUAGGAGACAUCCUUUGGGAGCACCUUGACAUGCUACAGAAAGAAGACAAGUAUUUCCCCAUCAACGGCUUGACCUCCUCAUUCCAGGAAUCCCGCUAUACCUCAGACUACUUCGUCAGCUAUGGCAUUGAGCAUGCCCAGUGUGUGCCGCCCUCAGAGUACACGGAGCCCGGCUUCAUCACGGAGUCCUACCAGACGCUCCACCCAAUCAGCUCCGAGGACCUGCUGUCCCUCAAGUACGAGAACGACUCCUACCCCGGCGCCAUCCUGCGCGACACGCCCCUCAACCCGCUGCCCGGCGACUACUUCCCCAUCAAGCAGGAGGUGGUCUCCCCAGACAACAUGUGUGUGGGACGCAUGAGCAGAGGGAAACUUGGCUGCCAGGACUCCUUCGAGAGCAUCGACAGCUUCGAGAGCUGCGACCGGCUGACGCAGUCGUGGAGCAGCCAGUCGUCCUUCAGCAGCCUGCAGCGCGUGCCCUCCUACGACAGCUUCGACUCGGAGGAGUACCCCAGCGCCCUGCACAGCCACAAGCCCAAGGGCACCUUCAAGGACUACGUGCGCGAGCGCUCCGACCUCAGCAAGGACAAGCCGGUCAUCCCCGCGGCCGCCCUGGCCGGGUACACAGGCAGUGGACCCAUCCAGCUGUGGCAGUUUCUGCUGGAGCUGCUGACCGAUAAGUCUUGUCAGUCCUUCAUCAGCUGGACGGGAGACGGCUGGGAGUUCAAGCUCUCCGACCCAGACGAGGUUGCACGUAGGUGGGGCAAGAGGAAAAACAAGCCCAAGAUGAACUACGAGAAGCUGAGUCGAGGCCUGCGCUACUACUACGACAAGAACAUCAUCCACAAGACGUCGGGCAAGCGCUACGUCUACCGCUUCGUUUGUGACUUGAAAAGCCUGCUAGGCUACACGCCGGAGGAGCUGCACGCCAUGUUGGAUGUUAAGCCUGACAACGACGAGUGAGUGAGGGGGCGGUCGCAGAGAAAAGACACGGGGCAACACAGCGACAGAGAACGCUUUAAACCACCAGAGACCAGAAAAGUAUUUUCUCACCAUUUGAACUACCCCCUCCGCCCUAGCAACCCUAUGCCGUCCAGUCACAUUCUGACUUUACAACUUUGUUUCUGAUUUCUUUAAAUUCUUUUUAAAGAAGAGUUGCUUUAAAACUCUGAGGUUACCGCAGAGUUCUUUUUUUAAUCGUGAAAGAGGAGGCAUCGAGAAAAAAAGGUUGUACACCAAAGUUCAUAUAUUUCCAUUGUGUGUGCAGAGAUGGCAGGUGUCUUCUUAAUAGUGGCUCUGCGGUGAGGAGAUGAAAGUCUGUGCUAAUUUAUGCACUGCUCAGCAGUAGUAUAAGUAGAGCUAGCAUAGCAUCUCACCCAGCUAGCAAAACAAACAGCCCACACAAAGGGCUCGGAAGACGCUGAGGUGGUUUCAUUCUCAUCGGACACUGUGUGCAGUCAAUGGGGGCCAUGUGGUCCUGUUCUUAAAUAUAUUGCCAAAAUCCAGAGAUUUAUAAUAAGUAGUAAUGUAUUAUAUUAACUUACACACUGUCUUACCCCUCCUGAUCAAGGCGGGCAAUGGUAUGAGUCUUUACAUGAGGACCAAAAUAUGUGUUCCACUUUUUAAAAUCUGUAAUUUCAGAUAUUUUUUUGUUUGUGCCAGUAUUAUUUUUACACCUUUGUUUUGUACCUUUUUGCGUUCAAAUGUUGUUACAUUGUUUAUGUAACUUUCCACACAAAUGAAGGUAUUCAGAAACCAAAUAGUAAUUUUUUCUCAUUCCUUGCCCGGCAAAAGAGAUUGUGAUUUCUUUUUCUUUCAUGCGAGUAGAGGUAGUAAUGGGAUAGUCGCAGACUCUCAUUCGUCUCGUGUCUCGCUCCUUCUUUUGUGGAGCUCUGAGGGAAACGUUAACUUUUUUACUCAAACCGAGAGAAGGGUUGUUGACAUAACUGAAAGUGGCCGUUGCUCUUCAACGGUGACUGCCAGCGCUCGUACUCAUUCAGACGCCUGCCACUUCGCAGCAAACGACUACAGCUAUAACUCAUCCAGACACUGCAGAUGUGCACACUUAACUGCCAGUCGCACGGUUACAGCCAAGACGAGCGAGCGUUGCCCUUUUGUUACAAGUGGCGCUGAAGACAUCAGUCAUAGUGAUCACACGCUUUGCCCGUUUUUGUUUUUUGGUCUGCAAUGCCUUAAAGUAAAGUAGCAAGACUGUAUUUAAUAUUCACAGCUAAAAUAGGUUUUCUUUGUGUAUCAAAUAUAUGUUGAGAUAUGUAAAUUUGAGUGGAUGUGUGACAUUAGUAGUGUCACAUAAGAAAGAAAUAGAUGAUCUAUGGCACCGAUGACAAAGACAUUGAAUGAAAGAGAAGGAGAAAUAGAAAGACACAGGCAGAGAGGUUCCAAAAGUGAGAGAAACUGAACAAAAGCUUCAGCGACACAUAUGUAUGCUGUGUUGCCAUUUGAAAGAAUAGGAAAGUAAGUUGAAGGGUGUAGAACGAUUUGUAUGGAAUUCAGAAGGCAGUAGCCAUGGUGAACAUCAUGGCGAAAGACUGAAAUGGAUUGCAGGAAAUGAAUAGUGUACGUUAGACAGUCUGAUCUUGAGAGGACAAGCUCUUGCGAUGGCAAUCUCUAUUAAGUGGUGAUGAUGGAAUGAUUGGUACAUGUUACCAAAGGCCUCUGCCCAUACACACUGGUAGCGAGUCAGAUACUUUUUUUGGCUUCUAGCUUUCUUUUUUAGCUCUUUCAAGUCACAGUCGGAGACACUUAUUUAACCGAGGUGGGCAGUAAAACCAGUGGCAGCUCCCAGGCAUUAAAAAAAAUGUUUUCAGUUUUUUUGUUUCUUUUGUGGAAAAGUCCUAUGAACUUCCAGUAUGGUUUGUAUUUUGUGUCAUGAAAAAAGUCAUAGUGACUGCCAUCAUUGUGUUUUUGAGAGCAUUGUUUUGGUUUUCCACUUAAGUGCUGCCAUUUUUGAUUGCACUCCAAUGUGGGAAGAACUCAGUACACUGGCCUUAGUGGGGCAAGCCAAAGUCAAGAAAUGUCUUUUUUUUUUUUUUUAAACAAAUGUUAUUGUUUACAGUAGCUGAAUGUUACCCGUCCUGAUUAGAAUAGCUUUCCAAAUUGUCUGUUUGUACAGAUUGUAUUUCAUAACCCUUUUAUUAAAAUGUCUAGAUGAAACAAACAAACAAUCGACAAAAGCAGAAAUAAUAACCAACCCAUGGGAGGUCUAAGAGCACACCGCAUCAGGCUCAUGUUUCCCACAGGGAAAUGGGCGCAGUGAGGGGACCAACUGCCCUACUACUGUACUGUAGCCAUUGCAUAGCAUCCAAUCAGGGGCUACUCUAAAUGCAUUACAGUAAGUCAAACAGUUAUCUGCUGUAGCAAUUUGCGUCCAGUAUAAUCAAUGGAACAGGCUGCACCAGAAGUUGCCCAUUUUUUUCAAUGCAUUUUUGACACAGCUUAACUUACCGUAACGUGAAACAUCCAGUGUAGGCCAAGCUUUAUGCUUCACACAGACCAUGGGUCCACUCCGCUCUGUGGAAGCAAAGUGCCUCUUAUUAAGGGUCAUGAUGCGUAGAAAGUAUCAUCCAAUACUUAAACGUUUGCAUUAGUUUUCAAUGUGAAUGUUAUAUGAUUCAGGAUUUUUUUGUUUUCUGUUUGUAUUCUGUUGUGUAAUUGAAGUUUCAUGACAGGGAAUAGUCCAUAUCACAAGCUCUGGUGAAGAAUUGUUCUCAUUCAGCCCCUUGCUGUGUCGAGCGGUUUGGUCACAUUUUUUUGUUUUGUUUUGUAUGGUUUUGCUCUGUUUUGUUCAGUUUGGCAAAGUAGCCCCCUUUUAAUGUCAGCAUGUGCAUCUAUAACAGAGACAUCAAUAACAGUGAAGUUUGACAGAAUCCACAAGAAUAGGCCUACUUCAAAAUAGGAGUAGGUAACAGAUAUUGAUAAGGAAAGCAUUUUUUCUGUUUGCUUUUUUGUAUAUUUUAUAGUGUUUCUGUAUUUUUUUUUUGUUAAAUGAAAAUUUUAAUGUAUUUUAGUUCACAAACAUUUGAAUAUUUUUCAAUAAUUUAUAUUUUAUAACUUUGAAAUAUGAGAUGCAGACAGCUGGUGCUUUCAUGGGAAAAAUAAAAAAAGGUAGCACAGGACACAAUGUAGCGAUUUUUUUGUUUCCUUUUUUAUACAAAAAUUAUAUGGAAUUGAAGACCUGUCUGCUUAUAUACGGUUGUGUAAAGAGUAAAAAAAAGAAAGGCUGAUGCUGGCCCAUCAUUAUGUUCUGCUGGAAAGUUUUAUAAACUGUAGCUUCUAUUUCUUAUUGUAUUUCAAAUUGUUACGUUAUUAAAAUAUAUG
Engraulis encrasicolus (European anchovy) is the source of this 5134-nucleotide messenger RNA. RefSeq names its product v-ets avian erythroblastosis virus E26 oncogene homolog 1 (gene ets1). The transcript has 9 exons. The record is from RefSeq and is a predicted model, not a curated record. Lineage: Eukaryota; Metazoa; Chordata; Actinopteri; Clupeiformes; Engraulidae. Gene Ontology annotation, molecular function: DNA-binding transcription factor activity, RNA polymerase II-specific; sequence-specific DNA binding. Gene Ontology annotation, biological process: regulation of transcription by RNA polymerase II; cell differentiation. The coding region runs from base 272 to 1759 and encodes 495 amino acids. Gene Ontology annotation, cellular component: nucleus.